Molecule: messenger RNA, 1220 nt
Organism: Heterotrigona itama
Lineage: Eukaryota; Metazoa; Arthropoda; Insecta; Hymenoptera; Apidae
Source: the annotation of a GenBank genome assembly
AUGUACGGUCCAUUGGUUGUUUCAGACGAUAUUGAACUCGAUGCACAAGUACCAGCCGAGGUUUCACCUGGUGCGGGCCAACGACAUCUUGAAGCUUCCCUAUUCCACGUUCAGGAGUUACGUUUUCAAGGAGACGGAAUUUAUCGCGGUGACCGCCUAUCAGAACGAGAAGAUCACCCAGCUGAAGAUCGACAACAACCCGUUCGCGAAAGGAUUUCGGGACACGGGGGCGGGGAAGCGCGAGAAAAAGUGAGUAUCGCUUUCAAAACUUCAUCGCGAAGCACAAAGAACAAAUUAAAGGAUGAAAUUUUCUUUUCUAAAAUUUUUAAAAACUCCCUUCAUCCGCUAAACCAAAAAAAAAAAUCCCAUCAAGCCCUAAAAGAUUGCUAACUCUGCGUCGUUGUUGCAGAAGGCAGGCGCUGUUGACAGUGUCAGGAGGCGGUUCUCGUCUAACAGCAAGUGGCCCAGCAUCCCCUGAGAAGCGUCGUUCGUCCAACUCGGUCAACGACCUUCUGGACGACGAAGACAAGCUGCUGGACGUCGUAGGACCUGAUACGCCGCAUCCGGCGCAUCAUCAGCGCGAACGUGAGCACUCCCGCGAAAGGGACGACCGGACGAGCGAAAGAGGGGAAGGAAGCGAAUCAUCUGGCUCAGAGAGUGGCGGUGCACCAGGCCCAACGGGUUCAGAGGGGCCUCGACCGGACGUAUCAGUCGGUCCACCGCUUCAUCCGCCCCUGCUACCGUACCUCUAUCCACCGGUGCCUGGUCUCUAUCCAGGCCCAGGGCCUCUGAUACCACCCAGUCCCCUGGGAAUCCACGGUGGCGUAACACCAGGCAUGCUGUUCAACGCGCAACUGGCUCUGGCCGCGUCUCAGCACCCAGCCCUCUUCGCGCACUAUCCUCACCCACUGGCCAGUCCUCUUCACCAACUGAAGGGACAUCGAUUCGCGCCGUACACCUUGCCAGCACCGUCGCACGGCUCUGCCUUCGAGACGGUCACCCCUGGUAGCAGGACACUGAGCCCAAGGUCCCCACCCCCGAGGCCACCGACCGGCUCGCCAACGCCCACCACUGGUCUGACAUCUGGCAGCAGUUCAGCGGGUGAACUGAAGUCCAUAGAGAACAUGGUGAACGGCCUGCAGGAGAAGAGGAGGCGCAGCCCUAGUCUAACGCCCGGUGGACACAGAGGGGACGCGGACGCUGGCGGAGGGAGUCCGUGA